ACUAUGGCUUGCAGGAGACUGGGUUUCCCGCCAGUUCCCUGGUGUCCGCUAGAGCCGGGCACCGGGAGUGCGUGAAAUGUGGAGUUCUCACAGCCUCCGACUGGUGCCCCGACGGCACUGGCCACUUUCUCUGUCAUGCCUGCAGCUUCACGCGUCUCUACGAGGCCGGACUGUCCGGCUCUGCUCUGCUCUAUCCCUCAAGGCGUGGCUACGAGACGAACGAUACCGGCGACAAGACGGCAUCAUUGUCCGCCGACGCCGCCGAGGCGGUCGUCAACGCGUCGGCAGUCGCCAGCCUAGAGACAGGCAAACUGGACGAUGCACUCUUCUCGCCGGCCGGGCAAACCAAGGCCUCAGCCGAGGUUGACGAGGUAGACUCAGCCGCAUAUACAGCCUCCGUUUCGGGCUACAGGCCACCCCUCACACAUGUCGCGUUUCACCACAGCCCAGCCAACCAACCUCAACCUCAACCUCAACCUCAGCACCAGCACCAACAUCAAACGUACCAUCAGCACCAGCAUCAGUAUCAGCAUGCACACCGUGGCCAACCGUCGACUAACUCUGAAGCGGACCUGCGCUUUCCUCACCCGCCGCAAGGGCACGGACUGAGAGGAGAUGAUCGUCUGCCGCGUCAAGACCACAACCCACAGCAGCAGAUGCAUCUACAGGCGGUCGCAAGGCCGCCGUCUGCUCGGGAGACGCCGGCUCCAAGGGCAAUCGGCCACCCCAGCUACCCUGCUCACUUCCAGCCCAACCACAGCCACAACCACACCCAUCCGCAGCAUCAUCAUCAGGCGCCUGUGCAAGAAAUGGCACCGCCACAGCCACAACAACAGGUGGAACUCGAGUCGCCGGAGAAUGCUCGUGUCUCGGAGGAGGUCUACGCCUAUCCGCUCAGACCGUCCGGCUACAUGAACCAUUUCGCUCCGACCCAUCCUUUCUACCAGCCCUACAUGCAGACACAGGCGGCGGCCUACCCCGCCUACCCGAACACGGGCGGCAUGAUCUCCAGCUUCCCCGGGUACCCCAGCGACCGGCCGGCCCCCCACCCCCUCCCCAUGGAGGAGGCCUUUUCGGGCCCCCUGGCCGAGGAUCGGUAUCGCGGAGAUGCUCUGCAAACGAACAGACUUCUGUCACAUUCCGUCUGCCCGGAGGCGGCGCCGCCCUCGUCCGGACUGAAGACGACCAGCACCGGAUUCGCCGGCGCCACAGGCACCGGCGGUACCACGACCACCAGUGCUGGUCUGGCCUACACUUGUCCGAGUGGAGGUGUCGGCCUCGUCAGCAUGUCGACCAUGGCAGCGUGUGCAGCUGCGGCUGUGUCUGCGGCGGCAGCGGCCGCCGCCGUCGGCGUGACCGGCUCUCUUGUGGGCGUUCGCAAGACGGCCUCGGAGACUGGCGUCAUCGAGGAUUCGGCGUUUCCGCCGCCUCAGCUGCCUCCGUUGCCCGGAGUCAAGACGACCAGUCACCAGCAUAUCUGUUGUCCGGGCGCGAUGGAACGGCGGCCGGGAGGCUGCGAUCUGGCUGGCGACGAGGCGUCCGAAGCAGGUCGGAAGUCUCGGUUAGACAGUCCGUUCUGCCAGAACCUCGGACCGGUCAGACCGAGAAGUGCCACCGGCAAUAAUCGAAGACAGGUGAGUUGUUUCGCAUGA
Messenger RNA from Protopolystoma xenopodis, 1652 nucleotides. Lineage: Eukaryota; Metazoa; Platyhelminthes; Monogenea; Polystomatidea; Polystomatidae. The record is from the annotation of a GenBank genome assembly.